Messenger RNA from Myripristis murdjan (pinecone soldierfish), 7123 nucleotides. RefSeq names its product chloride channel 2c (gene clcn2c). The record is from RefSeq and is a predicted model, not a curated record. The transcript is spliced from 23 exons. Bases 201 to 2837 code for a protein of 878 amino acids. Gene Ontology annotation, biological process: chloride transport; transmembrane transport. Gene Ontology annotation, cellular component: plasma membrane. Gene Ontology annotation, molecular function: voltage-gated chloride channel activity. NCBI's taxonomy places the organism in Eukaryota, Metazoa, Chordata, Actinopteri, Holocentriformes, Holocentridae.
GCUAUAAAAUGAAGGAACUUACAGUAGUUGGGACGCAUUUUCAAGCCGGAGUUCCCUUUGUGAACUCUCAUACACAGACUUCAUCCAGACCAAUGCUUUAACAACACUCCUUGUACAGAGAGAUACAUCGUUUGGUCUCAUUCCCAAGCUGAAAAACAAUUCAUCUGGCUGAUUUCGCCGGGUAGACACACAGCAGAGCCAUGGCAGGGGACGGGACAGACCAGCGGGCGCUGCAGUAUGAGCAAACUCUGAUGUAUGGGCGCUACACCCAGGAUCUGGGGGUGUAUGCCAAAGAGGAGGCAGCUCGGCUGAGGGAGGGCAGCCAGAGGCGAUCGGUCAGCGAACGAAGCCGAACCCUCGACCUGCUGGAGUAUGACAAGGGACGAUGCGCCAAGUGUCGCAUCUGCACGGUCCGCUGUCAGAAGUUCCUGAUCUCGCGGGUCGGCGAGGACUGGAUCUUCCUCAUCCUGCUGGGACUCCUCAUGGCUCUGGUCAGCUGGGUGGUGGACUUCUGCAUCGCCAUUUGCCUACAAGCACAGAAGUGGAUGUACGGUGGUCUGGACAGUAAUGUGUUCCUGCAAUAUCUGGCCUGGGUCACCUACCCUGUAGUUCUCAUCACUUUCUCCGCCGGCUUCACCCAGAUCCUCGCCCCGCAGGCCGUUGGUUCGGGUAUUCCAGAGAUGAAGACCAUUCUGCGAGGAGUGGUGCUGAAGGAAUAUCUGACCUUCAAAACUUUUGUGGCCAAAGUCAUCGGGCUCACCUGCGCUCUGGGCAGCGGCAUGCCCUUGGGCAAGGAGGGUCCAUUUGUACACAUCGCCAGCUUGUGUGCUGCUCUCCUCAGCAAGUUCAUGUCUCUGUUCGGAGGAAUCUAUGAGAAUGAGUCGAGAAACAUCGAGAUGCUGGCUGCAGCCUGUGCUGUGGGAGUCGGCUGCUGUUUCGCCGCCCCGAUAGGCGGUGUAUUGUUCAGUAUCGAGGUAACAUCUACGUUCUUUGCGGUGAGGAACUACUGGAGAGGUUUCUUUGCUGCUACCUUCAGUGCCUUCAUCUUCAGAGUACUGGCUGUGUGGAACAGAGAUGAGGAGACCAUCACAGCCCUUUUCAAAACCCGCUUCCGUCUCGACUUCCCCUUUGACCUCCAAGAGCUUCCUGCCUUUGCUGUCAUUGGAAUUGCCAGUGGUUUCGGCGGAGCUUUAUUUGUCUACCUGAACCGUCUGAUUGUCCAAUUCAUCAGGAAACAGAAGGCUAUCAACAAGUUCCUCAUGAAAAAGCGUCUGCUGUACCCAGCCUUGGUCACUCUACUUGUUUCCACGUUAACAUUUCCCCCUGGUUUUGGACAAUUUAUGGCUGGCAGGCUGACCCAGAAGGAGUCUCUGGUGACGUUGCUGGACAACCGGACGUGGGCCAAGCAGGGCAUCGCCGAGGAGUUUGACUACAUCAGCCACUCCCAAGCCUGGAAGCACCCGCAGGUCAACGUCUUCGUCACCCUGGUCCUCUUCAUCGUAAUGAAGUUCUGGAUGUCAGCCCUGGCUACCACCAUCCCAGUGCCCUGUGGAGCUUUCAUGCCAGUAUUUGUCAUUGGGGCAGCGUUUGGUCGUCUGGUUGGAGAGAGCAUGGCAGCCUGGUUCCCAGAUGGCAUCCACACAGAUGGCACCAUCUACCCCAUAGUGCCAGGCGGCUACGCUGUAGUGGGUGCGGCAGCCUUGUCAGGAGCAGUCACCCACACAGUUUCCACAGCAGUCAUCGUGUUUGAGCUGACCGGCCAGAUCUCCCACAUCCUGCCGGUGAUGAUAGCAGUGAUCCUGGCCAAUGCUGUGGCCCAGUCCCUCCAGCCCUCCCUCUACGACUCCAUCAUCAGGAUCAAGAAGCUGCCCUACCUCCCAGAACUUGGCUGGGGACACCAUGAGAAGUACAACAUUCGUGUGGAGGACAUCAUGGUGAGGGAUGUGAGAUACAUCACUCUCAACUGCUGCUACCGAGACCUGCAUGACGUCCUGCUGACGGGCCACCUCAAGACCCUGGCUCUGGUGGAAUCAGCCGAGUCCAUGAUCCUGCUGGGCUCCAUCGAACGUGCUCAGCUGCAGUCGCUGCUCUCCCAGCAGCUGGGUCGCCCUCGGCGGCUGGAGUACAUCAGGGAGCGCGCCGCCGCUGAGAAGAAGCGCCUGUCGGUGGUGUCCAACCCGGGCAGCGAGGACGGCAGCCAGCGGGCCAAUCACGAAGUCCGCUUCCAGAUUUCCACUGAGGAGUCGUCCUUCAGCCCUACCCGUCCUGUUCCCCAGAAGCCUCUCAAACCUGCACUAAAGAGACCGUCUGUGGUGGACCGACCGACGGAGAUCCCCACCAGCCAACAGGAUAAUUCGGGCAUCGCUUUGAAGAACCUGUUCUGUGCCAACCCAGAGACAGAAGGCAUGGAGGACGAUGGAGACGUGGAGGACGACAUGACCAUUAGAGAGAUCGCAGAGUGGGAGGAGCAGCAGCUUGAUGAGCAGGUCAACUUCAACAACUGCAAGAUCGACCCCGCCCCUUUCCAGCUGGUGGAGCGCACGUCGCUGCACAAGACCCACACCAUCUUCUCCCUGCUGGGCCUCGACCACGCCUACGUCACCAGCAUCGGACGCCUCAUCGGAGUCGUUUCCCUGAAAGAGCUUCGCAAGGCCAUCGAGGGCUCAGUGACGGUGAAGGGCGUCAAGGUUCGCCCCCCUCUCGCCAGCUUCCGGGACAGCGGCACCAGCAGCAGCGAGAAUGAGGCCACCGAGCUCCACAAGCUGUGGGAUCGCCACAAGAGCAUGUCGCUGCCCCGCGAGCACGUCCCCUCCGACUCCGACGAGAAAUCCCAGUGAGGGCAAAGUGGAGGAGGAAGAGGAGGAAGAAGAAGAGCAGGUGGAGGGAGAGGAAGAAGAGGAGGCAAAUUUGCUUUUCUUCAACCCCGCAAAGCCACAAACAUGCAAAAAUCCUCAGGGCUUGGAUCGAUAUUUAAUUCUGGAAAGAGUUCUCUUCUACUACUACUACUCCAGUCUCCUCGUAACACCUCUCCCCCCCCACUCCUCUACUCCCUUUCCUCUCUCUUUCCACCAUCCCUGCCCUCGCUUUAUGAACUACCCAGUGUUUUCUCCAGGAGCCUUGCACUGACCAAGCCAGACACUCCAUGGGAGAAUUGAACACAGCUUAACCUGUGCCCUGCUCUCCCCUUGACCUUGGGAAUCCACAGCAGAGCGAAUGUGGUUGUGGACGGGGGCAAAACGAAAGAGUUUAAAGUUGGGGUUGGAGGGAGGGGGUUUACAAACCUACAUGGGAUCGGGGAUGGGUUAACUCUUUCAAAAAGGGAUGUAACUUUUUUUAAAUCAGACUUUGUUUAGCUUGUCUGUCUUGGUUUGUUCAAAGUUGCGAUCAAAGUUCGAAUCGACGGGACCUGCAAAAGUUUCCUUUUUAAUGAGUCUUCCAUUUGCAUUAAGAAAUUCAGCAGUGGCAAGAAGGAAGAGUUAUUUCUGUCCGUACUGUACGUGUGAAUGUAUGUAUUGCGAGAAUGGUUGGGUGUGUGCAUGUGCUUGGAUGAGGGAGGUAGCAAAAGGUGUGAUUGCCUUUAUGAGAAACAUUUCAGUCUUAGCAUUUCAACUCUGUGAUUAUUUUAUCGCCAUGUUCAUCAGGUGGUCUGGGUGUAACUGGAAUUUGGAAUCGCCAAAUUCCAUGUCAAAUUUGUUCAAUACACUUAACGUCCAGUCCCAUUGACAAAGAUUGGACUCACAUGGGGACAGUUGCCUUAGUUAUCUGUAUUUUCUUGUUUUUGCACCAGUUCAUCACUAUUCUUCAUUCUUUAUCCUUUUCUUCUCAUCUCAACACUGACAGUCUUGAUGGUCACGCUGAGAGAAUAGUCUAUGCAAGCAGGCAUGCCUGUCGAUACGGGCGAAAACGUCUGUAGCGCUCUCGUAAUGUACACUCCUUUCAUAGCUCGAGGCUUACAUACAAAGACACACACACAGACACACACACACACAAAUAAGACUGAGGCUUCACACUCCUAGAGACGAGGUUUUCUCUAAAUAUAGCCCUUAAUAACCGUUAGAGAGAGUGUUGGGCGGCCGGAGAGGACAGGGAGCGAGGGACGGAGGAAGAAUAGGCAACAGCGAGCAAAUGGACGGCUGAAAACAAUGAAGACGUCGUUACCUAACCAGCCGCUCCGGGCAUUUUCAUCAAUCUGUCUUUGAUCGCCACGUUAGUUACAAUCCAAGGCACACUGGUCCCCACCAGCCACAUGACGUCAGGGUCCAGGGCUGAGGCUAACGCAGCAUCGAGCUCAGCUCGUCCUCGGCAUUCACAGCGCAGCACGAGCUGACGAUAUCGGAGCGGGAAAUGGAUUGAUUCAUGCAGACCAAUCGCCCUACUGACCUGAAGCGUAGCCCAGAGAGAAAGAAGCCUAAAGGAAAUCUAUAGCUGGACAAUAGGGAACAGGCACAGAUGUAUUUUAACUAUUUAAAUGUGCUGCAGAAUCAAUCCGAUUGACCGUCUCUUGCUGAAUAUUAUAACUCCAAGUUGCAGUUCCAGCCAACGUCCAGUGCUGUCGAAGAUGGCCGAGAGAUCAAACAAGGGAUUGGAGCCAUUAAUGAUUUAGUGUCAGGGUGGUUUCUGAUUCAGCUAGUAUUCUGACAUGACAGAUGUGGUAUAAGUACUAUGUAUUUAAUAAUUCAUGAUGUCUGCCAUAAUGCUUGAGGCUUGUCAGCGUGCUCCCUGCUUAUCGACAGAAAAGCAUCGAUUUGUUUCCUCAUUCUUCCGUCCCUCCAUUUCUUUCCCUCUUCCUCUUCACUAAUGCUGGCAUGUCUGACCUGAAGUACUUCCUUCAAGACACACUCUUUAUUUUUUAUUAUUAUUGUUAUUAUUUUUUUAACCAUACAAGGAUGUCUUCUAAUGCUCAGAGAAUUGCUCUACUGUUCGGAUGCCUUAAAUACGCACUCAUCCAAACUUCAUUUCAGCCAAUUGGAUGCCUUGCAUGGAUUUUAUUUUUGGUGGCGUGUAGUCUUGCCCCCCGCCACUGAAAGUAGAAUACACAUGACACGCACACACACCGUAUUAAUACACAUCACACACACACAUGUAAAACAGCAUGGCUUUGCAUGAAGAAAGAAGUGCAUGUGACCUUGAAAGCUGCAGAUUUUUUUUUUUUUUUUAUCUGAUCAAAAUGUAUGACCAAAAACAAAUGUUUGACGAGGAACGAUAUGGGAAGAAUGAAUGAUGUUGUGUACUGUUUUAUUUCAACGGAGUCAUCAUGUGCCUGUGUAUUAUAUAUGUUAUGUAUAUGUGUUUUUAGUCUCUUAUUUUGUAUCUUUAGUGUCAAAUUAAGAUUCCACGUUGAUUGGCAUCUUCCAUUCAUCCAAUGAGCUUUAAUCAUUGUCUGACUUUGAACAGGGGGUGGGGUCUCUACUUUUAUGAUCAUAGAUUUGACAGAUUAAUAUAUUUAACACCAUCGCUGUAAUAUAAGAUCUUAAUUUAAUGUCUAACUAAUCCUACAUUGUUGACUUCCAGAAUGCUCUUUUUCAAAGAGAUUUUGGGCGCAUCUAUUAUGUUGUUCAUUCUGUUAGUUUCUCCUCAUGUUUGAUUUUUUUAUUUGCCUUCAUGUCCUUACUGUUUUUAUUUUCUUUAUGGUGACAUGGGAUAAUAACCUUUUUUUGAGUUUGUACAACGCAACAAACACUAACGGAGCAAAGACUGGUGAUGACAAAAAAAUGAGGUAUGGUCCAGUUUUUUUGUUUGUUUGUUUGUUUGUUUGUUUGUUUGUUUGUCUUUUUGGUGAUUUUGAUGCCGAGUAUUGAAGGUACCAGUGACAUGUUCAUUCCACAAGUGCCUGCAUCAGCUCCUCCUCUUUAUCAAUGGGAUUACGCCACCCAAGUCUUUGGAUUUGGUUUUCUAGUCGCACACACAUACAUGUAGACGAGGCACUUUUCAGACACACACACGUGCGUGCGUGCACAUGCAUGGAGUUGACGCCGUGUGUUCGCCCGGUGUGCAGUUAUCACCAUGGCAACCUGUCACCGUCAACCCCCCCAUCCUCCCUCCCUCACCCCACCCCAGCUGCUAGCCCUAGGGACCGACUGAGAUCCACUCAUCUGAUUUGGUUCUGUUCAUUUGUUUUUGCUCUCCAUCGAUUUUCAUUACUCUGCCUUCUGCCAGAGCCUCUCUUCCUCACCGUCGACGUGUCAGAGUUUUUCAUCUCAUUUGCUACCAGAUAGAUACAGACCAAGGCAGGUGCAUAUUUAUUACUCUCUAUUAAUCAAAGUAGAAGUUGUGGUUUUUCUUUUUUGGUUUGUUCUGUUUCUUUGUUGUUGUUGUUGUUUUUUUAUGAAUGAUCUAUCUGUCUGUAAUCAACUUGUGCAAUAACGAUUGUUCAUCUCAUUUUGUAACCCACUUUUAAUUGAUGACUUGACAUGAAUGCGAGAUAACCUUAUUUUUGUAAAGAAACCUGAAAAGUGUAAAAAGAUGUAUGUAUAACGAGGAGAACGGACGCGCACACGGGAGCUCGUGUGUGAUAAAGACGAAAAGGGCCGUGUGUGUUUUUGUACGAUGGCCGACCCAACGUGGUUGAGGCAGAGGGGAAGGUUUCCCAAACGUGGCGGUGAAGGAGGGGGUUCGCUGUUCUCCUCACCAUCACCUCCACCGGAGAAAGACAACAUGACUGUAGGAUCAGGCAAUCUCACAAAGCAACAGAAUUUACAUGAAGGCACCGCUGCACUUUUAGGAACUGUUUAGCUGUCGUUUGAACGAGAGAAACGGCCGACUCUCCUCCCGUGGCUUUGGGAAACCUACCCCGUUUGGUCUUAAAAGGCUCUUUUGAGGAUCCUGCUGCUUAGACUGUAGCUGGCGCUCUUACAGAAGUCCCCUUAAGCACUGAUGCUGAGUCAGUUUUAUCAUGUUCCUGCAGUCGAUAAGACCUGAUCCCCACAUCAGCUGCUGAGGGAUAUCUUUUAUCUACUCCUUAGGGCUCUUAGGGACUGUACAUUGUACAUACAGUAGGCCCCCACUUCACUGAACCAUGAGGGCCAAACCAGACAGAGAUGAACAAAAUCCUGAGCUAUUUUUCACACAAACGAAUAAAACAAUGUUUUGUAUAUCAGGGAUGAAUAAAGGAGAUUUUAACAAA